CUCAUGGUUAGAACUAAUCCUUGAGAUCAACGAAUUAUUCUUCAGAUAGAUUUCAUUUCUGUGUGGAUCGCGGCUCUAGGCAAGGUAACCCAUCUUCUGUCCGUAUCUCUCACUAGGACUAGCUGCUCUUCUGCAAUGGCACUCAAUCUUCGUCAGAAGCAAACUGGUAAUUCACUUUAAUUUUAUCCGCCCCCUUCUAGAUCUCUUUCAAUGUCGAUGUCUAAAUUCGGUGCUGAAUCUGACUGAGCAUUGUGUUUCUUAUGGGAUGGUAGAGUGCAUAACGAGGGUGUUGAAUCUAAAUCAGCCGGUUAGUGCUAGCGGGACGGCGAACGAGGAGGUGUAUAAGAUCCUCAUCUUCGACCGCUUUUGUCAGGACAUAUUGUCGCCGCUCAUCCACGUGAAGGACCUCCGCAAGCAUGGCGUCACCCUCUACUUCCUCAUCGACAAGGAUCGCAAACCCGUCCAUGACGUUCCUGCUGUCUACUUUGUCCAGCCUACUCACUCCAAUGUCCAACGCAUCGUCGCCGACGCCUCCAAGUCUCUCUAUGACUCCUUCCAUCUCAAUUUCUCUUCCUCCAUUCCUAGGCCCCUACUGGAGGAUCUCGCCUCAGGAACUAUUAGUUCAGAUUCGAUUCAGAGGAUAACAAAGGUGCAUGAUCAGUACUUGGAGUUUGUGAUCCUUGAAGACAAUUUGUUUUCACUCGCCAACAAGAAUUGCUAUGUUCAGUUGAAUGACCCCUCAGCCAGUGAUAAAGAAAUAGAGGAGAUCAUUGAAAAGAUUGUGAGUGGGCUGUUCUGCGUUUUAGCUACACUUGCUGUGGUACCAAUCAUCAGGUGCCCCCGUGGUGGGCCUGCUGAGAUGGUGGCCUCCUUGUUGGACCAGAGACUGCGGGACCACUUAUUGGUGAAAAACAACCUUUUUUCAGAAGGCGGGAAUUUUUCCAGCUCUUUCCAGAGACCUGUUUUGUGUUUGUUUGAUAGGAAUUUUGAGUUGUCUGUUGCUAUUCAGCAUGACUUUAGGUACAGACCCCUCGUUCAUGAUGUUCUUGGGCUGAGAUUGAAUAGGGUGACUGUGCAAGGGGAGAAGGGUGGGGGGAUGAAGUCCUUUGAGCUUGACAGAUCUGAUCCUUUCUGGAUGGAAAAUGGGUCCCUAAUAUUCCCAGAUGUGGCUUUGGAGAUUGAGAACCAGUUGAGCAAGUAUAAAAAGGACGUUGAGGCGGUGAACAGGCGAACGGGAGGGAAUGAGGCUGAGUUUGAUGGGACGGAUUUGAUUGGAAACACAAAGCAUUUGAUGAAUGCUGUUAAUUCACUGCCUGAGCUGACCGAAAGAAAGCAAGUGAUAGACAAGCACACUAAUAUUGCGACCAUGCUUUUGAAUGAAAUCAAGGAGAGGUCCCUAGACACAUACACAAAAAAAGAGGAUGAUAUGAUGGUGAGAGGCGGGGGAGUUGACCGCAAUGAGAUCCUUGGGGUGCUAAAAGGGAAAGGGACAAAACUGGAUAAGCUCCGGUUUGCCAUCAUCUACAUCAUCUCAAGUGAGAACAUCCCUCAUUCAGAGAUUGAAAUGAUUGAAGCCACACUAAGAGAGUGCGAGGUCGAUACCAGCGCGUUCCAGUACGUGAAAAAAAUAAAAUCAUUAAAUGUUUCUUUAGCUUCUGCAAAUUCAGCAGCCAGCAGAAACAACAUUGUUGACUGGGCAGAAAAGCUGUACGGGCAGUCAAUCAGUGCUGUGACCGCUGGUGUGAAAAACCUCUUAGCUGGUGAUCACCAGCUAGCUUUGUCCAGAAUUGUGGAAGCCCUGAUGGAGGGGGGGAAGCCAAACCCUGAAACUGAUCCUUAUCUUAUAUUUGAUCCCCGUGCACCUUCAGGUGGCAGUGGGGUUGAGGGACAUCUGAAAGGAGGGGGGCCGUUCAAGGAAGCCAUAGUUUUUAUGAUUGGAGGUGGGAACUACGUGGAGUAUGGCAGCUUGCAGGGUCUUGCACGCCGGCAACGACAGCAGCAACAGCAGCCAGUCAAGCAUAUAAUAUACGGCACCACAGAGAUUCUUACAGGAGGUGAGUUCGUGGAGCAGCUUGCUUUGCUGGGUAAGAAGAUGGGAUUAGGAGGAAGCAGUAGUGUACCCGCUCCGGUCCAUUAAUGUACAUGUAUGGUAAGUGUGUAUGUCUUGCAUUGCAUUUAUAAACCACCUGUGGAAACAUUGUACUCAAUUUGUAGAGAGAGAACAAAGAGAGGAUAUUAAAUGAUAUCUAUGUCAUAUAUUUAAGAGAAAGGGGUCAAAUAAAGCCUUCUACUAUUAUGAAAUCAUCACACAAGGCCAUGUACUCAAUAAAGUGUCAUAUAAAUACGUCUACUUAUAAAAAACAAUCGAAUGAGUCCUAAUGACCCGUUGACAACCUCUUAAUCCUGAUUUUAGCCUACGUGUCAAAUUUUUUUACUUGUAUUUCAACUAAUCUUAGAUAAUAUUCGACGUGUGCUGUAUAAUCUAUUAUAAAUAGAUGGUUUCAAGAACACUAAAAUCGGGAUUAGGGGGUUGUAAAUAGGUCGUUAGGACUUGUUUGAUUGUUUUUUACUAGUAGACGCACUUAUAUGACACUUUAUUGAGUGCAUGGCCUUAUGUGACGAUUUCAUAAUAGUAGAAGACCUUAUUUGACCCUUUUCUCUAUAUUUAAUAAUAUAGUCUUAUUCCAAGUGUAGUGAACAUUCAGUGUACCAUUACUUAUUUUACCUUUUAACGUAGAUAACAAAAAAUCAAGCUUCAUAUCA
This is a messenger RNA of Cuscuta epithymum, 2763 nucleotides long. NCBI's taxonomy places the organism in Eukaryota, Viridiplantae, Streptophyta, Magnoliopsida, Solanales, Convolvulaceae. The record is from the annotation of a GenBank genome assembly.